Onychostoma macrolepis is the source of this 3113-nucleotide messenger RNA. RefSeq names its product pleckstrin homology domain-containing family G member 2-like. The transcript has 13 exons. Gene Ontology annotation, molecular function: guanyl-nucleotide exchange factor activity. Lineage: Eukaryota; Metazoa; Chordata; Actinopteri; Cypriniformes; Cyprinidae. Bases 1608 to 3113 code for a protein of 501 amino acids. The record is from RefSeq and is a predicted model, not a curated record.
CCUGUUUUGCAGUACAUUUUGAACUCUUUUGAAUGUCUGUGUUGGAAUUUAAGAAUGUAUUUCUAUAAAUAGGCAUACCAGACUUUCCGAAAUAUUUACUUUAGUUUAGUUCAGGCGCCCAAACAUUAUUAAUUCUAACUCUACACAAUGGCGAGAAAAUAGGGUAUAACUUUACUAACUUGAAGUGUUUUGUUUUUUUUGGAUACUGAUUUCUGUUGUCUUUAUCUGGAGGAGGAGGGUGUUAUUAAGGAACUCACUUGUGUUAACUUAAAUUUUUUGCGAGAAGUCAAAGCUGCAUUUAUUUGAUCAAAAAUACAGUAAAAAUUGUAAUGUUUUGAAAUAUUUUUACAAUUUAAAAUAAUUGUUUUCAUUUAAAUGCAUAUUUUAAAAUGUAAUUUAUUUCUGUGAUGGCUAAACCUGAAUUUUCUUUUGUCAUUUGUCCAGUCUUCAGUGUCACAUGAUCUUUCAGAAAUCAUUCUAAUAUGCUGAUUUGCUGCUUAAGAAAUUGAUUGACAAUUGUGUUUUUUUUUGUGGAAACUGAUACAUUUUUUUCAGGUUUCUUUGAGUAUAAAGUUCAAAAGAACAGCAUUUAUUUAAAAUAUAAAUUUUGUAACAUUAUAAAUGUGUUUACUGUCACUUUUGACUGAUUGAAUGCAUCUUUGCUAAAUAAAAUUAUUCAUUUCUUUCAAGAAAAAAGACCCCAAACCUUCUGACUCCUAAUAUAUAUAGCAGGAGUGACCUUUGUGAUGCCAUUUAUCAUCAGCUUUUCUUUGAAAAAGAACAGAGAUAUGGAAGGUCAGCAUCUUCUCCAUAAAUUAUUUCAGUUUAUCUUGCUGAUGUCAUAGACAUUCCUGUUUAAGUAGUUCUGAGUUCUCAGUCCUCUCUCACAUGUUACAGGUGUGGAGAAUGAUGUAAUCGGUGAAUCUCACGAAAUCUGUCCAGAGCAUGUCCAGAUCAUAUUUGUAAAAUAAAAUAACAUUUAAUUUUACAAGUUUAGGAACCUGUUUUAGGAUCAAGUUUGUGCUGUGACACAAUUUCCUCCUCCAGUUUUCAUUUUCUUAAAAAAAAAAAGAAGAAAAAAACUUAAUUUCUGGUGAAAUUAUUAUUUUUUUAUUCACUCUAAUGCAAACCUAAUUCACCCUAAUUUGGUGGUUCCUUGUAUUGUUUUGUUUCUCGAACACAUAAAUACUGUUCAGUAUUUUCCGGCAAGGACUGAAGAGUUUGGCAGCUCUCUUUAUGGUUUUGCGAUCUGUAUGCUAAUACACACCUAGACAGGAAAUCUCUCUAUGAGAGAGAAGUGUGCAACAAGCCCAACUCACAUUUUUUGUGCAUGAUAGAUAUGGUGCAUGGUUCCUGUUUGCUUUAUUACUGAUGAGGUCCUUUCAGUUUCAGCUGGAAUAAGAUUCAUUUGGAUACCUUUUGUCAUUUGGUAGACGUUGGUAGCCAUUUGCUUCGAAUUAGUUAUGAGUUCUAACUAAACUACGGUGAGAAGACAUAAUUCACAGCUAACCGCAUUGGUUGUCAUUCCAGCUGAUGCUGCAGUGCUUUGCGGAUCAGCUGCCAAGCGCCCCUCCUCUGUGUCCUCGCUGAGUGGGAUCGUGAGCCGUAUGGCCUCCUCAGGGGGCGCGUCCCGUGGGAGCUGCACCUCCGUUAACACGGUGUGCUCCGACAGUGACCGCGGCGCCAGUCUCAGCUCCUCUGCCUCAUCCGCCUCACUGCAGGAUGGACACUCUUCCUCUUCCUCCUCAUCACUCCCAUAUGGAGCCGUGCCGGCCUACCCCGGGUCACAGCGCAAUGGUUCCGACAUCAGCCUGGACCUCACCCCUCUCUCCCUGCUCACGGGAGCCGGUCCCCUCGCUGCCUCCACAACACCGCUGCCCAAACUCACUCGUCUGGAGAGGGUGGCGCUAGAGAUAGUGGAGACCGAGCAGGCCUAUGUGAGGGACCUCAAGAGCAUUGUGGAGGACUAUCUUGGCUGCAUUAUUGACUGUGGCGACUUGCCUCUCAAGCCUGAGGAGGUCAGCACCCUCUUCUGCAACAUCGAGGACAUCUAUGAGUUUAACAGUGAGCUUUUAGAAGAUCUGGAACGUAGUCCACAUGCGGCAGCCAUAGCAGAGUGCUUUGUGGAGAGGAGUGAAGCUUUUGACAUUUACACCAUAUAUUGCAUGAAUUACCCCAACUCAGUAACGGUCCUGCGGGACUGCAUGAAGAACGAGAGCCUGGUGCGCUUCUUCCAGGAAAGGCAGGCCACUCUGUGUCACUCAUUGCCUCUGGAGACUUACCUGCUGAAACCGGUGCAAAGGAUUCUUAAAUACCACCUCCUGCUGCAGGAACUAUCCAAACACUUUGAUAAAAGUGAUCCUGGGUAUGAAGUGGUGGAAGAUGCCAUUAUAACAAUGACAGCAGUUGCCUGGUACAUCAAUGACAUGAAGAGGAAACAGGAACAUGCAGUCAGACUGCAGGAGAUUGAGAGCUUGUUGCUGAACUGGACUGGGCCUGAUCUCAGUGGUUUUGGAGAGCUGGUACUUGAAGGCUCCUUCCGGGUUCAGCGUGUGAAAAAGGAAAGAGCAUUCUUUCUUUUUGACAAAAUGCUUCUCAUUGCCAAGAAGAGGCUGGAUCAUUUUAUAUACAGCACUCACAUCUUUUGCUGUAAUCUGCUCUUAGUGGAAAACAUGAAGGAUCCCCUCUGUUUUAAAGUGUCCGACCAAACAAUCCCAAAACAGCAACACAUUGUUCAGGCUAAAAACCAGGAGGAGAAGCGGCUGUGGCUACAUUACCUCAAAAGGAUGAUAGUGGAAAACCAUCCUGCAUCCUUACCCCAAAAAGCAAGACAGGUUCUUGGUGACAACUUCUGUCAGUCCCCACAGUUUGAUCAGGAUCCAAUAAGAAAACCAAUGCCUUCUCCACGACUGGAUGAUAUUCAUAACUACCACAGAGGAAGAAGGCAAUCAGAGCCACCAGAGUUCAUCUACACCCCUGAGAAAGCCAAGAAAAGCCUUCCACUCCUCCUCGAGGGUAACCUGCCAUACAAGCGUGGGAGGAGACAAUCUGGUGAAUAUAUUUUUAAAGGCAUAAAAUUACGUUCUAAAAGUAUUUUGAGUUAUAUACAUUAG